AUGGAAGAAAAUUUGGCGUCGGCCGCUGCGCAGGUUUCGCCUUUCGAAGCUGCCGCGCGCACUGGUGAGGCCAUCUCCAGUGACGAAUCAGAGGGAACCUCGAGUUCAUACGAUUCGGACCAAUUUAUUACGGAUACUGAAAUGCCGGACCACAAAGACCCGGAGCACGAGCAGGAGCCAGAGCUGGAACAAGAGCCUGAGCAGCAGCCGGUGGAUGACGACGCGCCGCAGGAAACGGUGAGCCAGCCGAGGGUCCACCACAUAGUGCCGCGGCACGUCCCCGAGCCAGAACCCAGCGCCCAGCAGGAGCCCGAGGACGCACCGGAGGAGCGGAGCGACGACAGCGACUCCGACCGGUAUGUGCGCUCGUCGGACGACGAUAGCGACUACCACUACGGCCGCUCGCCGUACUCGAGUGGCAGGAGGGGGAUGUCCAGCAGCGACUACGAGGAGUUCGACAUACGCUCCCGGCCCAAGGGCAGGAGCAGGGGCCUGUCGGCGCGCUGCCACUACUACAACGACCCGGAGGAGUACAAGGUCCCGGAGUCAGCGGGCGGGGCGCCGGGGUCAUACGACGUCGUCGCAAAGAGGAAGCCGCUGAUCAUCAGGGCGAAGAACUGCGUUCAAAACCUGGCCCGGAAGCAGUACGACGCGGUGGCCAAGUUGACCCGCUACUGCAAGAAGCAAUUCAGCUAG
Molecule: messenger RNA, 696 nt
Organism: Babesia bigemina
Lineage: Eukaryota; Apicomplexa; Aconoidasida; Piroplasmida; Babesiidae
Exons: 1
Coding region: 1-696 (231 amino acids)
Source: RefSeq, a predicted model, not a curated record